UGGCACGAGAUUGAUCAAUUCGCGCGUUGCCGGUCGUCGAUCAAAGUGUGCUGUGCAGUGUUGUGUUCUGGACUUAUGCGUCGUUUUGAUUCUUUGGCGAUUGUUCAGGAAUUUCGCAGAAUAAUAAAUCAAACGACAUUCAAGCGGGUCAGAUACCGUAGUAGGCGCUGAGUGUGCUAAAAACAUUUCAAACCACAUCAUGGAAACUACCAAUUACAGAUACCCAAUUAGCCAGUCAUCAUCGUGGUCGUCAUGGAUACUGUUUACUUUAGCAAUAGCGAUGAGUAUCGUUAGCAGUGCCGCCUUUGAUGACCACUACGCUGAGUAUGACACUAAAUAUCAUGAAUUGGAGUCAAGCGAAGGACUUACGACAGAACAGGCACUGCCAGUGGAAACCAUUAGAACUAAUUGGGACGAGAGUCACGCAUCCGAUCAGAUCAGCACAACCGAAACUUUCUUGCCCGGGGAGGAAGAAGACUAUCCCGGAAAUUGGUACGAUUACUACUGCCGGGACGAUUUAUGCAUCCAGUACGAUCAAUUCGGACAAAUGGUUCGGAAAAAGCACGUGGCUUGCGGCCAUGAUGGUUCUUUCGCGGAAGAUUGUCCUACUGGAAGAACGUUGUUCAGGAUCGACCCCCAAAUAAAAGCCUUUAUC
This is a messenger RNA of Uranotaenia lowii, 655 nucleotides long. RefSeq lists its product as uncharacterized. The annotation marks the transcript as partial. The transcript is spliced from 2 exons. Lineage: Eukaryota; Metazoa; Arthropoda; Insecta; Diptera; Culicidae. The record is from RefSeq and is a predicted model, not a curated record.